AAUUUAUUAAAAUAAAGUUAAAGAAAAAUGGAAAAUGAACAGAACGAUAAUGUCAACAGGGAUGAAUUGAUAAUGCAACAACAAAGGGACAUCGAAAGAGAGAUAAGUGACACAAUUCCAUUGGUUAGUGAAAAAUUGCCGGUGAACUGUUUAAACGCCGAAUAUAUAGGGGAUGCUGUAUUCACAUCUAAAAUUGAGGAUUUGUCUGCUAAAUAUUCUCAUCUGAGACGUACUCGGCCAGAUGGAAACUGUUUUUUCAGAGCAUUUGCGUAUGCUUAUUUGGAACACCUAAUAUCUAACAAGGAAGACUAUGAUCAGUUUCGACAGUUGGGUGAAAAUUCCAAAGAUAAACUAGUGCAGUUAGGAUUUCCAAGUUUUACGCUGGAGGACUUUCACGAAACUUUUAUGGAAGUUGUUAAACGCGUGGAUCCAUCUACGUCGAAUCCGGAUACUUUAAGUGAACAACUGCACAAGAUAUUCAAUGAUCAAGGAUAUUCCGACUAUGUUGUAGUAUACCUACGCUUACUAACAUCAGGAAAACUUCAAGAAGAGGCCGAUUUUUAUCAAAAUUUUAUUGAAGGCAAUUUCACCAUUGAGGAAUUCCGUCAUCAGGAAGUUGAGCCUAUGUACAAAGAAUCGGACCAUAUUCAUAUCAUAGCCCUAUGUUCAGCUCUUGGUGUAGGUGUGCGAGUGGAAUAUAUGGAUCGAGGUGAAGGUGGUAAUGUAAAAGCUCAUGACUUUCCAGAAGGACAGACGCCAAAAGUAUUUCUAAUUUAUAGACCUGGUCACUACGAUAUUUUAUAUCCUAAAUAAUGUAUGAUUU
This is a messenger RNA of Musca vetustissima, 823 nucleotides long. RefSeq names its product ubiquitin thioesterase otubain-like. The coding region runs from base 28 to 813 and encodes 261 amino acids. The transcript has 3 exons. The record is from RefSeq and is a predicted model, not a curated record. Gene Ontology annotation, cellular component: nucleus. NCBI's taxonomy places the organism in Eukaryota, Metazoa, Arthropoda, Insecta, Diptera, Muscidae. Gene Ontology annotation, biological process: protein K48-linked deubiquitination. Gene Ontology annotation, molecular function: ubiquitin binding; cysteine-type deubiquitinase activity.